AUGAAGAAGGAUCUAAACUAUUUAAGCUUGAAUGAUUUAUUGAAAUGGAAAAAUGCCCAAGAAAACCACCACAAGCAAAUAUCAUUUAUAAAAUCCUCCCACUCAAGUAUAGGAGGAGAAAAGCCAAAGUAUUUCCCUUACUAUGAGCAUUUUAAAACAAAUAGGCUGCUAGAAGAGAAAGGUAAUUUUCAUUAAGAAUUUGUGGAGCGUGUACAGCAAGAAAAUGCAAAAAUCCUGAAAAAAUUGAAAUUUAUUAUAAAAUCGCCUCCAAGGCUUAGAAUUACUGAGCCAAGCAGUCCAAUUAAUGUUGGAAAUGCUGGUAUGAGAAUUGAAAGAGAAAAUCGAAUAAAAACUGAUAAUUUUUCGUUUGCUCAAAGAUUGUCUAAUACACACAGUGUGCUAUGCUUUGAACAAUAUGAAAAAGACUUCAAAAAUCACCUUAAAUAUAGUGAAUUAAGGAGGAGAAUCAAACUUCCAAAACUCCCUGAGAUUUCUCGGACUAGCAAGCCUACAACAAAAGCUAAAAGUUCGCCAAAUGUCGAAGCUGCCCCAUUAAGCAUAAAGGUAGUUGAACAAAUUGACCAAGAUUCUUCUGGAAACGGAUUCUUUUUGACAAGCACUGAUCCAGAAGCCCUUUAA
This is a messenger RNA of Blepharisma stoltei, 639 nucleotides long. Lineage: Eukaryota; Ciliophora; Heterotrichea; Heterotrichida; Blepharismidae. The record is from the annotation of a GenBank genome assembly.